Messenger RNA from Venustampulla echinocandica, 1521 nucleotides. RefSeq lists its product as uncharacterized. Lineage: Eukaryota; Fungi; Ascomycota; Leotiomycetes; Helotiales; Pleuroascaceae. The transcript is spliced from 4 exons. The record is from RefSeq and is a predicted model, not a curated record. Gene Ontology annotation, biological process: chromatin remodeling; positive regulation of transcription by RNA polymerase II. Gene Ontology annotation, cellular component: histone acetyltransferase complex. Bases 1 to 1521 code for a protein of 506 amino acids. Gene Ontology annotation, molecular function: protein binding; histone H3 acetyltransferase activity.
AUGACAACUCCACCAGAUUUGCGAUUUAACGAAACAGGGCCGUAUUGGAGCGCCCCUCUCCAUAGAACUGCGCGUAGAACCUUAAAUAGUGAAGACUUUGCGCCUGGAGUCUCUAUCCCAACAGCCGCCGCUGUACAACGAGACGACGCGUCGCCAGCGCAGGCAAACCUAGGUGUGGUCACUGCUCGACCAGACGACGGAUAUAGAGACCGCGAGCCAGCGCCUGAGCAGGGAUCUGGCGAGGAACUCAGCGAAAUAUUUGGAAGAAGACUGCGGUUGGCUACCGGCGAGCUCAACAGUCAGGCGGAGUUUAGUAUGGCUCCUAUAAAGGACAAUGGUUUCAAACGGAAGGCAGAAGAUGAUCUCGAUACCCCAUCUCAAAACAAGAGACACAAAAGCUCGCACAGCCAAUCCCCAGAGCCGGAGAGAAGGGAGCUCGUGAAAGGAGUGAAGCCUAUUCCCUUUCCAGAAAAGCCGGCAGUGAUUGAAGAACGAAAUGGCGAAAUCGAAUUCCGGGUAGUUGAUAAUGACAACAAGCGGGAAAGCCUGAUCAUCUUGACCGGCCUAAAAUGUAUCUUUCAGAAACAACUACCGAAAAUGCCAAAGGACUAUAUUGCCCGGCUUGUUUAUGACCGCACGCAUUUAUCGAUGGCUAUUGUCAAGAAGCCUCUAGAGGUAGUUGGAGGAAUCACAUACCGUCCCUUCAAGGGGCGACAAUUCGCUGAAAUUGUCUUCUGCGCUAUAUCAUCGGAUCAGCAAGUGAAGGGUUACGGAGCGCAUCUCAUGUCUCACUUGAAAGAUUACGUCAAGGCCACGUCGGAUGUAAUGCAUUUUCUUACUUAUGCAGACAACUAUGCUAUUGGUUACUUCAAGAAGCAAGGCUUUACCAAAGAAAUCACACUUGAAAAGUCGAAAUGGAUGGGAUACAUUAAGGAUUAUGAAGGAGGAACGAUAAUGCAGUGCACUAUGCUACCAAGGGUGCGCUACCUUGAAAUGGGGCGCAUGCUACUCAAGCAGAAGGAAGCCGUUCAUGCGAAGAUCCGAGCAUUCAGCAAAAGUCACCAGGUGCAUCAACCUCCCAAACAAUGGAAGAACGGGCCCUGUAAAAUUGACCCGAUGUCCAUCGAAGCUAUCCGAGCGUCAGGCUGGUCCCCCGACAUGGAUGAAUUGGCGCGCCAGCCUCGGCAUGGGCCUAACUACAACCAACUCCUGCAUCUUCUCAAUGACAUGCAAAACCACGCAUCGUCGUGGCCAUUCCUCAACCCCGUUAGCAGAGAUGACGUGGCCGAUUACUACGACGUCAUUAAAGAGCCCAUGGAUCUCAGCACGAUGGAAGUCAAGCUCGAAGCGGAUAAUUACGCCACGCCCGAAGAUUUCAUCAAGGAUGCCAAGCUAAUCUUCGAUAACUGUAGGAAGUAUAAUAAUGAGACGACUCCUUAUGCGAAGAGCGCGAAUAAACUAGAGAAGUAUAUGUGGCAGCAGAUCAAGGCUAUUCCAGAAUGGUCACACCUGGAGCCUUAA